CAUUUGGGGGAUAUCUGUACUGUCCUGACAUUUGGGGGAUAUCUGUACUGUUCUGACAUUUGGGGGAUAUCUGUACCGUCCUCACAUUUGGGGGAUAUCUGUACUGUCCUGACAUUUGGGGGAUAUCUGUACUGUCCUGACAUUUGGGGGAUAUCUGUACUGUCCUGACAUUUGGGGGAUAUCUGUACUGUCCUGACAUUUGGGGGAUAUCUGUACCGUCCUGACAUUUGGGGGA
Staurois parvus is the source of this 235-nucleotide messenger RNA. The record is from the annotation of a GenBank genome assembly. Lineage: Eukaryota; Metazoa; Chordata; Amphibia; Anura; Ranidae.